AUGGAGGCACUGAGUCCCACGGCGCGGGCUCGCCGGGAGAGCCUCUUCGCCAGCCACGCGGCGGGCGGCUGGUGGCUCAUGCCUCCCGCGCCGGACGGACACUGCUUCGUGGAAGGCCACGACCCGUUCAGCUUUGCGGCGCCGGCGGUCGGCCUCAUGCUCGCCUUCGCGGUGGCGCGGCGCAUGCUCGGCCGCGCGGGCGUGGCGGUAGGCAGGGCCGUGCGCGGCCAAGGCGCCGACCAGGUCGACUGGAGCCGCUUCGGUGAUGUGUCGUACUUCACCGUCUGCCACCUCGCGCUCAGCGCGCUCUUCGUCGGCGCGAUCGGCGGCGAGGCGCUGGGCUGGAUGGCCGACACGGGCGUGCUGUGGGAGUACGAGCAGCCUCGCCUCUCCGCCGGGCUGUACGGGUACUACGUGAUCGAGCUCGCCUUCACGGGCGAGUCGUGCGUCCACAUGCUCCUCUCCCUUGCGGCUGACAGCUCGAGCCGUGACGUUCCCAUGCUGAUUCAUCACGCCGCCACCCUGCUGGUCAUGCUCGCCGCGCUGCGCGCGGGGUUUGUGCGCGUCGGCGCCGCCGUCCUCUUCAUCCACGACGCGACCGACCUGCCCAUCGACGCGACUCGCCUGUGCCAGUCCCUCGGCUGGACGCGCAGCCUUACGCUGCACAACACCGUCCUCCCGCCCCGAGGCUGGCGUAUUCACAAUGCAGGCCUGUACGCUUCCGUCCUCGCCACGCUGGCCUCGUGGGCGGCGCUGCGGCUGUACGCCUUCCCGCGCUACGUCGUCGCGUCCGCGCUGCUCGACACAACGCACUACCUCGAGGUGUUCGACUUCGUCGGCCUCAAAGUGAUCGGCGUCGCGUACACGCUCUACGUGCUGCCGCUCCUCUUCCUCGUGGCGCUGCACUACUACUGGUUCGGGCUGAUUGUGCUCAAGGCGGGGCGCCAGCUCGGGCUGCUGCCUUCUGGGGAGAAGAAGCGAAAGGCGGCGUGA
This is a messenger RNA of Emiliania huxleyi CCMP1516, 993 nucleotides long. RefSeq lists its product as hypothetical. Bases 1 to 993 code for a protein of 330 amino acids. Gene Ontology annotation, cellular component: membrane; endoplasmic reticulum. Gene Ontology annotation, molecular function: sphingosine N-acyltransferase activity. The record is from RefSeq and is a predicted model, not a curated record. Gene Ontology annotation, biological process: ceramide biosynthetic process. The transcript is spliced from 3 exons. Lineage: Eukaryota; Haptophyta; Isochrysidales; Noelaerhabdaceae.